This is a messenger RNA of Aricia agestis (brown argus), 626 nucleotides long. RefSeq lists its product as uncharacterized. The annotation marks the transcript as partial. The transcript has a single exon. The record is from RefSeq and is a predicted model, not a curated record. NCBI's taxonomy places the organism in Eukaryota, Metazoa, Arthropoda, Insecta, Lepidoptera, Lycaenidae.
CAGCUACUGCCCUGGCGGGAGACCCGCCGUGGGAGCUGGUGGCAAGGGUUUUCGCCGAGUUGCACCUCCUCGCUUCAGAGAGGAGGUCGCGGGGCGAAGGCCUACAAUGGGAGGAGCUCCGGCGGGUCCGAAAGCUAGGAGAGCAGUGGUUGUUGAGGAGGUGGGGUGAGGACCUGGCGCAGGCCCAGUACGGUCAACGUACUGCUCAGGCUCUGCGCCCAGUUCUUGCGGCGUGAAUGCGUCGCAAGAGAAAACCCCUCACCUUCCGCCUUACACAGGUGCUCAACGGACACGGAUGUUUCGGUGCGUACUUGUGUAAGGUCGCCAGGAGGGAGCCUACCCCAGCCUGCCAUGAGUGCGGCGCUGCGGAGGACACGGCCCAGCACACCCUCGAGGUGUGCGAUCGUUGGGCCGUGCAGCGCCAUGAUCUCAUGGCGGUGCUAGGGCGGGACCUCUCGCUUUCGAGCAUGGUUCGCUGCAUGCUCGAGAGCGAUGAGGCCUGGCAGGCGGCGAUCUCUUUCUGCGAAACCGUCCUUUCGCAGAAAGAGGCCGCGGAGCGGAACAGAGAGGAUGACCCAUCCUCCGUUCCGCUCCGCCGGCGUAGGACGGGAGUGCGGAGGCGUCGU